Messenger RNA from Penicillium nucicola, 387 nucleotides. Its product is annotated as GFA family protein. Gene Ontology annotation, molecular function: carbon-sulfur lyase activity. Lineage: Eukaryota; Fungi; Ascomycota; Eurotiomycetes; Eurotiales; Aspergillaceae. The record is from RefSeq and is a predicted model, not a curated record. The transcript is spliced from 5 exons. The coding region runs from base 1 to 387 and encodes 128 amino acids.
AUGUCCUACCAGGGUCACUGUAAUUGCGAGAGUAUUCGCGUUGUUCUCCCCCAGCAACCAGCAAACACUGGUAUCUGUUAUUGCGAUUCCUGCAAGCGCGCUGGUGGCGGCGGAUUCUCCUGCAAUUACUUUGUUAGCGAAGAUGACUUGACUGUCGAGGAUUCAAAGAAGACUCUGAAAAUCUUUGAAGACAAGAAGUCUGCUUCUGGAAACCCUGUCAAGCGCCAUUUCUGUUCCAACUGUGGCAGCCCUGUGUUUACCACGACCCCCAAGGCACCCGGACAGGUCUUCUUGAAGGCCGCUUUGUUUGAUACUGUUUCCCCUCCUAAAGCCGAGGUAUUUGCCGAGAAGCGAUACAACUGGGUUGGUGUUGAACAUCAGACGUGA